AGGGACCAUAGAGAGGGCGCCGGGAGGACUAGAGUGGCGACGCAGCGCGAGCGGCGGCCGAGAGGAGCAGCAACGGCGGGCGGGGCGAGCGAGUCAGUGUCCGCCAGGAAGCCGAGAGAGCGCCGUGUGCCCGCCUGCCUCCCCCGGACAAAGCCGCCGUUGUCUUCUCGUCCCGGCCCUCCAUUCUUCUUCCCCCCCGUUUCCCUCCCUCCCCCUCGUCGCCGAGCGGAGCAAUGUCGGCUAGCAGCCUUCUGGAGCAGAGACCCAAGGGCCAAGGCACCAAAGUGCAAAAUGGAUCUGUGCACCAGAAAGAUGGAUUAAAUGAUGAUGAUAUCGAACCAUACUUGAGUCCUCAGGCUAGACCGAAUAAUGCAUACACGGCAAUGUCUGAUUCCUACCUGCCAAGUUAUUACAGUCCAUCCAUUGGAUUCUCUUACUCCUUGGGCGAAGCUGCUUGGUCAACUGGGGGUGACCCACCCAUGCCCUAUUUAACAUCUUACGGACAGCUGAGCAAUGGGGAGCCUCACUUUCUCCCAGAUGCCAUGUUUGGACAGCCAGGGGCCCUUGGUAGCACUCCGUUUCUUGGACAGCAUGGCUUUAACUUUUUUCCCAGUGGGAUUGACUUCUCAGCUUGGGGCAAUAACAGUUCUCAGGGGCAAUCCACUCAAAGCUCUGGAUACAGUAGCAACUAUGCCUAUGCACCGAGCUCAUUGGGUGGAGCCAUGAUCGAUGGACAGUCUGCUUUUGCCAGUGAGACCCUGAAUAAGGCUCCUGGAAUGAACACCAUAGACCAGGGGAUGGCAGCAUUGAAACUAGGCAGCACUGAUGUGGCAAACACAGUCCCCAAAGUUGUCGGCUCUGCUGUUGGCAGUGGCUCUAUUGCCAGUAAUAUUGUGGCUUCCAACAGUUUGCCCCCAGCGACCAUUGCUCCUCCCAAACCUGCAUCCUGGGCUGACAUUGCCAGCAAACCUGCUAAACAGCAGCCCAAACUGAAGACCAAGAACGGCAUUGCAAGUUCAAGUCUUCCGCCACCUCCGAUAAAACAUAACAUGGAUAUUGGGACUUGGGAUAACAAAGGACCAGUGGCGAAAUCUCCAUCCCAGGCUUUAGUUCAGAACAUUGGCCAGCCACCAUCCCAGAUAUCCCCCCAACCGAUGGGUCAGGCAAUGAGUAACAGCCCACCUGCUGUGCAGCCUUCAGCAGGGCAGCAGCCACAACCGCUGCCUCCUCCACCGCCCCAACCAACUCAGCUGCCAGUGCAGCAGCAGGCGCCUCAGCCUGCCCGCUGGGUUGCGCCUCGUAACCGUGGCAAUGGGUUUGGUCAAAACGGAGUGGAUGGUAGUGCCAUAGGACAGUCUCAGACCACUUCUGGUGCUUCUCCUUCAGAGCCACACCCAGUCUUGGAGAAGUUGCGAUCCAUCAACAACUACAAUCCAAAGGAUUUUGACUGGAACCCAAAACACGGCCGGGUCUUCAUCAUCAAGAGUUAUUCCGAGGACGAUAUCCACCGCUCCAUUAAAUAUAACAUCUGGUGCAGCACAGAGCAUGGAAAUAAAAGACUGGAUGCUGCUUACCGCUCCAUGAACGGGAAAGGUCCUGUUUACUUACUGUUCAGUGUCAACGGCAGUGGUCACUUCUGUGGAGUUGCAGAAAUGAAAUCUGCUGUGGACUACAACACAUGUGCAGGCGUAUGGUCCCAGGACAAAUGGAAGGGACGUUUUGACAUCAGGUGGAUUUUUGUGAAGGACGUUCCCAACAGCCAACUGCGGCACAUCCGCCUAGAGAACAAUGAGAAUAAACCAGUGACCAACUCCAGGGACACUCAGGAGGUGCCUCUGGAAAAGGCUAAGCAGGUGCUGAAAAUCAUUGCUACCUACAAGCACACCACUUCAAUUUUUGAUGACUUCUCACACUAUGAGAAACGCCAGGAGGAAGAGGAAAAUGUGAAAAAGGAACGCCAAGGCCGUGUGAAGUAGAGUAAUGGCUCCUUCCACAGAGACUGCAGCAGAUGUUGCAACCUGAGUAUCUUUCAGACAGGAAGGAAACCACACCACAGAGAAUUAGGACUUGUUUCAUUGACUUCAAAAAGACUCUUAAACUUUCAGUUUAAAUAAAAAAAAAGUAUUGGAAUUUCAUAAGAUACAUAGGACUUAAAAACAAACAAACAAACACAACAACAAAAACCCUUCUAGGUAGAGUAUAGGUGAAAACUGUCCCCUUUUUUGGCUUUGAUUGUGAUUUCAGAGCAUACGCUUUGGUUUUUUGUCUUUUUACUAUGUUAAUCGGAUUUUAAAGUCCGUAAGUGGCAUAUGCCUUUUUUCUCUAAUUUUUAAACCUGCUGUCUUUCCCUUAGCCUUCUUGAACCCAUCUUCCCCUUGGUUGGUUUUUUUGUUUUUGUUUUGUUUUCGGCAUUUGCACUUGGAAUACCGAGUUGUGACUUUCUUUUGGACAUCCACCAUAGGAAGUGGAAUGAAUGAGUUUUUCCCUCCCCCACCCACGGACUAGAAGAAGAAUUUUAGGAUGAAUUUGAGUUUUUUCUGUUAUGCCUAGAAGAUUUGGAUGGAAUCUGUCGACAAGCCUGUCUUGGAGGGAAUGCUUCAUUUUCUCUGACCCUCACUCAAAAAAAAAAAAGUCAAAUGCGAAGAAGUCCUAAGAAAUGUUCUGUUCUUGUGCAUUAUAUGGAUUACAGAUUAAGUCUGGAUUGAUUUAAUUUGAAGGCUAAAAAAAGAACAGUGGUAAAAAAACUUGUUUGUUUACAGGAAAAUUAAUUUUGGAAGAAAAAUAUUGUAACUGUGUAGUGAAUGUUUCUUCAGUUUUCUUGUUCAGCCAAUGAGGAAUGGGCAUUGCCUUUCACCAUUAAUCACUUCUCAAUAAUAAACGUGAGAUCCUGUUGAGCAUCACUUUUUUUGCCCCUUAGUUCUUAGUACAUAGGUUCCUGCUUUGAUGCUUGUACAUAGCUUUGAGGUGGCAUCCUGUUGAGGAGAUAAAAGGCAGGUGGGAUGAGCUUGGAACAAGGCUUUCCAGCUGCCACUUCAUUGGUAGGCUCUGGAUUUCUGCAAGGGCCGUUGCCCUGUGCAUUGCCUUAAAUCAGCCAAAGCAGGCCCUUUCCAACAAGCACAGCAUGUUCAAUUGGUUUGUGCUUUCAUCCUUUGACAAGCCAAGUGUUUGUAAUUGCAGGCCUGCUUUUACAUCAUGGCGGUGGUCUUAUAAUAUUGGGACUACUUUUGCUGGCAUAUGGUGCAGCCCUUCACAUGCUUUGUAGUUUCCCCGGUGUCCCAAACAAGUGGCAUUGUUGAGCGCCACUGAGGUGCUGCUGUUGUCCCUUUAGAGCAUCUGAGCAAAGGUAGAAUGAUGCUAAGCUCUGGAAAUUUCUGGCGGAGCUAGUUUAAGAGUUUGUCCUUUUGGAAAAUGGGAAAAAGGCCAAGGGGGCUUGUUUGGGAUUGGAUGGAAUAUGAAUAGGAUAAACUCCAUUUUAUACAUCUGUAAGUGAUGCACUGAUGUUCAUGCCCUUGUGCUGAGUAACGUGGCUCUUGCCAGGUUUCUGCCUAGACAGCACUAUUUCCUUUUUUUUUAAACUGAGAGCAUGUUCCACGCAGGUUGAAAGAACUUCCUGAUAAUAUGUACAAGGUAUAAAAUUGUGGGGGGGAAAUUGACCAAGUGUAUCGACGGAGCUAAAUAGGUAGGUUGCAGGUUAUUCUUCCAAUAGGACAGGGAUUUCAGUACCACCAUCUGGCUGUAGUGCACGUUUCCCCUUUCAACCGAACCCUAAGGAAGACAGGACAAAAGACAUGACACCUACCACACAAGAUCCUGCACUACAUCUAUGUGCGUCUUGGGAGGGAGGAGGAGGUGAGAGAACGAACUGACAUGUGGUCAGGGCUUGGAUGAAUACAUAAUAGAUGUUCUGUUCUUUAAAAUAAAAGGAACUGAAAAGUG
Molecule: messenger RNA, 3936 nt
Organism: Sphaerodactylus townsendi
Lineage: Eukaryota; Metazoa; Chordata; Lepidosauria; Squamata; Sphaerodactylidae
Gene: YTHDF2
Product: YTH N6-methyladenosine RNA binding protein 2
Exons: 5
Coding region: 234-1976 (580 amino acids)
Biological process (GO): mRNA destabilization
Cellular component (GO): cytoplasm
Molecular function (GO): N6-methyladenosine-containing RNA reader activity; mRNA binding
Source: RefSeq, a predicted model, not a curated record